Molecule: messenger RNA, 1175 nt
Organism: Punica granatum (pomegranate)
Lineage: Eukaryota; Viridiplantae; Streptophyta; Magnoliopsida; Myrtales; Lythraceae
Source: RefSeq, a predicted model, not a curated record
UACGCGACAUACACCCGACCCGAAGAUAGUCACCUGACACACUAUAAAUAUCCUUUUGAUCUCUCUCUCUCUCUCUCUCUCUCUUACCGUCUUUGUGGAUAUAAAUACAGACACGAGCUGGGUAGCUCGUAAUAGUCUUAAGAACGGGUCCCCUUGUAGUUCAACCGCUGGGUCCUCUCCCCUUUAGUAGUUAUCCUUCCCUUCUUCUCCUUUAACUGAUCCAAAUAUAUGCAUUAAUUGAACAUCAUCGUGUCUUCCUGAAAACAAAACCCCUUCCCUUCCCUCAUUUCCCAUGGCAUGCUUAGAGAUGUACAACAACUCCGAUCCCAACCCUAGCAAGGGCGGCAUCCCCGCCCACUUCGUUGCCCCGAUGAGCCCCCGCAUCUCCUUCUCCAACGACUUCGUGGAGUCGGCCCAGCAAGCCGCCAAGCCCUGCCCCGAGCUCACCCGGAUGAAGGACACCAUAAGUUCUUCCUCCUCGGACUUUGAAUUCUCGGUGAGGAGCCACUCCAUGAUGAGCGCCGACGAGCUCUUCUUCAAGGGCCGGCUCCUGCCCUUCAAGGACGCGUGCUGCCACGCGAAGAAGGGCGCCGCCACCAUCACCACCCUCAGGGAGGAGCUCCUCGCCGGGGAGGAUGACGACGAUGAGGAUGACUUGGCGCUCCGGCCCCCCAAGGGUUCCACCGCUACCCGGUGGAAGGGGCUGUUGGGCCUCAGGAAGGCCCACAUUGGAUCCAAAAAGGCCGAGGCCGCUAAGAUCAACGCGCCGGCUCCAGACAGUGCUCACCCGGCAUCACAGGAAGUGCUAGACGUGGGGGGAUCGAAUUGCGGGGACGUGGAGAUGGGGAUGUAGAGAACUUGUGUAGAGCUGAUUUGGUAGCAUUUUUGGAGGAGAUUGAAUGAUCGAGAGAGAGAGAGAGAGAGACGACGACGAUUCUUGUUCUUCCAUUGUUAAUUACCAUUGUAGCUAUUUAAUGACAUAUAUGCUGUGGUGGGACAAAAAUAAUCUAAACUAGAGGGGCCAAGUGGAGUGUGCUUAGUGAGUGGGUUAAUUCUUCUUCUUCUUCUUUCGAUUUUGCCAUGUUUGGUUGUCUAUUUACUGUCUGUUCGACCAGCUGUUUGAUGUACAAAGAUGUUUUUUGCAGUUGAAGGACUCAUCCCUGUCUCCGUGGUCA